Molecule: messenger RNA, 1344 nt
Organism: Molossus molossus (Pallas's mastiff bat)
Lineage: Eukaryota; Metazoa; Chordata; Mammalia; Chiroptera; Molossidae
Gene: KRAS
Product: KRAS proto-oncogene, GTPase
Exons: 5
Coding region: 159-725 (188 amino acids)
Biological process (GO): Ras protein signal transduction
Cellular component (GO): plasma membrane
Molecular function (GO): GDP binding; GTP binding; GTPase activity
Source: RefSeq, a predicted model, not a curated record
GAGGCGCGGCGGCGCGGUGGCGGCGGCGGCGGCUGCUCGGCCAGUACUCCCGGCCCCCGCCAUUUCAGACCGGGAGCGAGCGCGGUGCAGGCACUGAAGGCGGCGGCAGGGGCCAGAGGCUCGGCGGCUCCCAGGUGCGGGAGCGAGGCCUGCUGAAAAUGACUGAAUAUAAACUUGUGGUAGUCGGAGCUGGUGGCGUAGGCAAGAGUGCCUUGACGAUACAGCUAAUUCAGAAUCACUUUGUGGAUGAAUAUGAUCCUACAAUAGAGGAUUCCUACAGGAAACAAGUAGUAAUUGAUGGAGAAACCUGUCUCUUGGAUAUUCUCGACACAGCAGGUCAAGAGGAGUACAGUGCAAUGAGGGACCAGUACAUGAGGACUGGGGAGGGCUUUCUUUGUGUAUUUGCCAUAAAUAAUACUAAAUCAUUUGAAGAUAUUCACCAUUAUAGAGAACAAAUAAAAAGAGUUAAAGACUCUGAAGAUGUACCUAUGGUCCUAGUAGGAAAUAAAUGUGAUUUGCCUUCUAGAACAGUAGACACAAAACAGGCUCAGGACUUAGCAAGAAGUUACGGAAUUCCUUUUAUUGAAACAUCAGCAAAGACAAGACAAGGUGUUGACGAUGCCUUCUAUACAUUAGUUCGAGAAAUUCGAAAACAUAAAGAAAAAAUGAGCAAAGAUGGUAAAAAGAAGAAAAAGAAGUCAAAGACAAAGUGUAUAAUUAUGUAAAUACAAUUUGUACUUUUUUCUUAAGGUAUACUUAAGUAAAAGUGGUGAUUUUUGUACAUUACACUAAAUUAUUAGCAUUUGUUUUACUUUAGCAUUACCUAAUUUUUUUCUGCUCCAUCCGAACUAUUAGCUUUUAUCUUGAAUGCUUGUUUUAAAAUGACAGUGGAAACUUGUUUUCCUCUAAGUGCCAGUAUUCCCUGAGUUUUGGUUUUUGAACUAGCAAUGCCUGUGAAAAAGAAACUGAAUACCUGAGAUUUCUUUCUUGGGGUUUUUGGUGCAUGCAGUUGAUUACUUCCUAUUUUUCUUACCAAUUGUGAACUUUGGUGUGAAACAAAUUAAUGAAGCUUUUGAAUCCUCCUUAUUCUGUGUUUUAUCUAAUCACAUACAUGGUUUAAUUACUUUAUAACUUCAGUUGAGAAUUCAUGAUUGGUUUUACCAAAACAUUGAGGGAACAUGAAUUUCUGAACUUCCUGUAGAUUCAUCUUGUAGGCAUCAUGUCCUCUAGUUUCAGUCACCCUUAAUGAAUGUAAAUUUACACUGUUCCCAAAGGUUUUCUUCUUCUUUCCACUGCUAUUUGUCAUAGUCAUGUUCCAAAAAAUAUUAUAUUUUUUCUAUAAAA